Messenger RNA from Agrilus planipennis (emerald ash borer), 1286 nucleotides. RefSeq lists its product as uncharacterized. The transcript has 4 exons. Bases 363 to 1271 code for a protein of 302 amino acids. Gene Ontology annotation, molecular function: voltage-gated calcium channel activity. Gene Ontology annotation, cellular component: voltage-gated calcium channel complex. Lineage: Eukaryota; Metazoa; Arthropoda; Insecta; Coleoptera; Buprestidae. The record is from RefSeq and is a predicted model, not a curated record.
UAAUACAUCUCGAUCCCGGUUCUGCUGAUCAAGUUUUGCCCGGAGCCCAACCCUGGAAAAAUUUCACGAAAUGAAAGAGGGUAGACAGAACACGACAAAGCACGAAAAUAGCCGAUAUUAAGACCCUGAUGGCCUGAUGGUAACUAAUUCAGCUUUAAGUUGUGUUGAGCUUCUGUGUUUGUUUAUUGUGGUCCAAAAGAGGUGCUAGGUAAAUUAUCUAUCUAAAAAUGCGAGAAAAUCGGAGGAAUUUCAAACCAUGAAAUAGACAGUUGAGUUAAUAAAAUGCCGCUGAGAAUUUUAAAAAAUGGAAUUAGUGUGAAUUUGGUCUGUUUAAUUAAGAUAGUACACCUAACCUGCCUAAAAUGAAGUGCAAACAAAAAACUCUGGUGUUUUGUAUAUUUUUCUAUACCUUGUGUUCCUGUGAAAAUGUAUAUAAUCAGACAACGAACAAUAAGGAUAAUGUGGCCAACAUAAAGGGGUUUUACUUGAAAAAUAUUGCCAGUGAACUUGGGAAUGAACUUCAAAGAAUAACAAGCGAGGAGCUUUUUGUGUCCAAUAUUCAGGUGCUAUACAAGGAAUUUAAGUAUGUUAAUGUCUAUCAGGAUAUUGAGAACAUAGUGCAAAUUACAGCAAACAAAAUCAAUGAAAAGCUCAAUGAGUCUUUUCACAUAUUAAAUGAAACCAAAGCUUUUAUUGAGAGCUAUGACAAAAAUUACAGUAGUUUUUUAGAAUCUUAUGUUGUACCAUGUAACAAUAAAGAAGACAAUCCAGAAACUUCAUUACAAAAAUUUCUUCAUGAGCAAAGAGAGAAUGUUAGAAAACAUAAAGAAAGCCUGAAACAAAUUUAUUUUCUGUCCACUCAUGAAAUUGGAAAGCAUACUAAAGCAACAAUAUUCAAUUGUAAGAAACAUGAUCAGUCUACUUUAUGGAAGCUAUAUAUGGAGAGGGUAAAAACAAAACCCAAAAAUGUAAUGCUAUUAGUUGAUCAUGGAGCUACUCUUAACAAUCACCAUUUAGAUAUUAUUAAAGCAAUGGCCAAACAAAUGGUCUCAGUUUUGGACAGUAAUCACAAAAUAGGCGUAAUUAGUAUUUCUGAUGACUGGGGGGCCCCAUACCUUACAGAUCAGUGCUUAAUGCCAAAUCAAAUACCACCCUUCAGUGAUUUUCAACAUAUUAUGUCACCCGCCACAGAUAACAACAAAUAUUUAAUUAACAAAUUCAUAGAUUCCCUCAGGAAAGGAAAUGGUAAGUUUUACAAUUUAAUUCUAUAAUAUUUUAAAAGACAG